Saccoglossus kowalevskii is the source of this 1145-nucleotide messenger RNA. RefSeq names its product transcription initiation factor TFIID subunit 9-like. NCBI's taxonomy places the organism in Eukaryota, Metazoa, Hemichordata, Enteropneusta, Harrimaniidae. The record is from RefSeq and is a predicted model, not a curated record. Gene Ontology annotation, cellular component: transcription factor TFIID complex; SAGA complex. Gene Ontology annotation, biological process: DNA-templated transcription initiation; RNA polymerase II preinitiation complex assembly. Gene Ontology annotation, molecular function: protein heterodimerization activity; RNA polymerase II general transcription initiation factor activity; transcription coactivator activity.
UCGACGCAAGGGGGCGCUGUGUUAUAGGGUUUGUUUUUUUAUCAAAAUGGCGGCGACGAAUACAACAACAACGCCGGCGAAAAGCAGUCCAAGAGAUGCCCAGGUUAUGGCAGCUAUUCUUAAAGAUAUGGGAGUUAGUGACUAUGAACCUAGACUGAUUAACCAAAUGUUGGAAUUCACCUUCAGGUAUGUAAGUAACAUUUUGGAUGAUGCCAAAGUGUACUCCCAGCAUGCUGGAAAGAAAACUGUAGAUACAGACGAUGUAAGACUGUCAAUUCAGCAUCAGAUGGACCACACAUUUACUUCACCUCCACCAAAGGAUUUAUUAAUGGAAAUAGCCAGGGAAAGAAACAGUGCUCCAUUGCCGCUGAUAAAACCACACAAUGGACUCAGACUACCUCCAGAUAGGUACUGUCUGUCAGCAGUCAAUUAUAGAUUAAAACACCUACACAAAAAGCACACAUUAACAAUUCCAAAGCUCAACAUUGGUCCAGGCACCACAACUCUGGGUAAACCACUGCCAACUUUGAAUCUAGUCACCAAACCAUCUACUCCAAUGUCAAUAACAACAAAUAGGAUCACAACCCCAAGUGGCAUCUCCAUAGUAACAAAAUCAUCACCAGCUAUCACCAUGGUGACAACACAGGGAAUGAGUCAUUUGAUGAAACCAACACUGGCAACACCGAAUACAACCCUACAACCAACAUCAGUAAUGAGCACACCAGCAUCUAAGCCGAGUACAGUGGGUACACCGUUCACCGUCAGAAUAAUGCCGACCACCUCCAUGGCACCUACAGUACCAGCACACACAGUCAUCACAACGGGACUUAAACGUAAACGAGAAGAUGAGGACCAAAAAUAGCUUUGAGGAUUUGUCUAGGACCAUUUUUCGUUAUGAUAUACAAAUUCCAACAAUUGUUUUAUUCAUUUGUACAUCUGAACAGAUUUUUUUUUUUUUAGCUCAAUCAGUCUGUGUUCUGGCUGAUAACGUCAGUGAAUUAUUUGAAGAAAAUUAUGGAAUGAUAUCCACAGCUGGAGAUCUGACAAACAAUGAAAAUCACAACCAAGAGGGUGGUGAUUAAAAAUAUUAUUUAGUGGACAAUACAAAUGACGAACUGUUAUUUCUUUUAAUGUAAUAUCAAUUU